Molecule: messenger RNA, 847 nt
Organism: Rhizopus microsporus ATCC 52813
Lineage: Eukaryota; Fungi; Mucoromycota; Mucoromycetes; Mucorales; Rhizopodaceae
Exons: 2
Coding region: 283-711 (142 amino acids)
Source: RefSeq, a predicted model, not a curated record
CUCACUCUAUUUCUUUUUUUCCUCUUUUUUCUCUUUUUUUUUCUGUUCUUUUAUACAGAAUAGCAACAACACACUUUUAUCAUAUAUAUUCAUAUAUAUAUAUAUUUGACAUAUAUAUAUAUAUCUUUAUAUUAUUACCAUUACUUUACUGUUUAUAUAUUAUAUAAUCUACAUAUAUUCUAGUAUAUAUUUAUAUACAUCAUACAUACACACACAUAUCAUCAAGUGAAAGAAAAAAAAAAGGGAAUUUCAGCUGGACUGUUCAUCAUUCAAUAUAAUAAUAUGACACAACAAGAAAAAAGAAAAGAGUCAACCAGGAGUUGGGCUCAACUUGAAAUUGAUAAUGCCUAUCUUAAACAACAGAAUGAAUUAUUAAACAAAGAAUUGUCCUUUGCAAGAUAUACAAUUAAUGCAUUAAAAGGCAUCACACUACAAAAAGAGAAUACGCUUAAUGAAACCAGGCAGGAACUGGAAAGAGCUUUACAGCAUAUCCAAUUAUUAUCCUAUUCUUUAAAACAAUAUCAAAACAGAAACAGCUUAUUAGUAAACCCUACAUUGAUUCAAGAUAAUGACUUAUCCGAUGACUUGUCAGAAGAAGAUGAUAUUUUGGAUCAACAAAAGCGCUCUUUAAACAUCAUGUCUAAAUUACCCCUUCGCCAUAAACAACAACAGCAAGUCUUUGUUAAUAAUGACAUGAUGACCAACUUUUAACUUUUUUUUUAUAUUAUUAUUUUUUUAUCUGGGGAUUAUUUAAUGUUGUCAUGCGCACACAUUGCAAAUAUCAUAAAUAAAAGAAAAUUUUAUAUAUCUGUUUUUCUCGCUUUUGUCUAGAGGGCAUACUUGUUCU